This is a messenger RNA of Paramuricea clavata, 901 nucleotides long. NCBI's taxonomy places the organism in Eukaryota, Metazoa, Cnidaria, Anthozoa, Malacalcyonacea, Plexauridae. The record is from the annotation of a GenBank genome assembly.
CUAUUUGCUUUUGACUGACGUGCCUGAAAUGGUUUCGGUUUUUGAUGGCAUUUAUUGUAUGCAAUAUGGUGACCCGUUUGCUGGUGACUUAUUCAUGGCAAAUACCGCUCUACCUUAUUAUUCUAUAGAGAAUGCUCUUAAUAAUCUGUUCAUGGAAACUCAUUUAAAUUAUCAACAUUGUAUGUUGACUAUUGGUUCUAAUACUGUUGCAAUUUUUAAGACUUGUGAAGGAACCUUUAAAGUAUUUGAUUCUCAUUCAAGAGAUUUAUAUGGGAUUCCACACCCUUUUGGAAAAUGCAUGUUAGCAUCUGUUGAUAGUAUAGAAAGCCUGGUGAUAUAUUUCCAGAGUACUGUACCUCCAGGUAAUGAAACACCCUUUGAAGUUAAAGGAGUAACUGUUCAGUUAAAUUGUGAUAUAACACAAGUAAGUGGACUUGCUUCAAGUGAAAUUGCAAAAGAGCAUGUAAAACAAAAAUGUUCAGAAGAAACUGAGAGUCAGAAACAAAGCAGACUGGAAAAUGCUAGAAAGUAUAAAAAGCAAAGCAAACAGCAGAGACUGAAACUGAGAGGCAAACUAGACUUGAAAAUGCUAGGGAGUAUCGAAAAGCUAAACGAGCUUCAGAAACUGAGACUGAGAAACAAACUAGACUUGAAAAUGCUUGGGAGUAUCAAAAAACAAAACAAGCUUUACAAACUGAGGAUGAGAAACAAACUAGACUUAAAAAUGCCAGGGAGUAUCGAAAAGCAAAACAAGCUUCAGAAACUGCACAUGAGAAACAAACUAGACUUGAAAAUGCUAGUGAGUAUCGAAAAGCAAAACAAGCUUCAGAAACUGAAAAUGUUAGAAAUUAUGAAAAAAGAAAACGAGGAUAGGAAACUGAGAUUGAAAAGCAAACUAUAG